Molecule: messenger RNA, 619 nt
Organism: Nannospalax galili (Upper Galilee mountains blind mole rat)
Lineage: Eukaryota; Metazoa; Chordata; Mammalia; Rodentia; Spalacidae
Gene: Cst6
Product: cystatin E/M
Exons: 3
Coding region: 57-506 (149 amino acids)
Cellular component (GO): extracellular exosome
Molecular function (GO): cysteine-type endopeptidase inhibitor activity
Source: RefSeq, a predicted model, not a curated record
CCGCGGGAGCCCGUAAAUAGCCGCGCCGUCAGGGGCUGGGCACUGGCUGGUGCAGCAUGCAGCGACCUCACUUCUCGCUGGCCAUGGGUCUGGCCCUGCUCGCCCUCGGCCUCCUGAUGCUGUCCCCCGAUGCCCGCGCCGAGCUGCGGAGCCGCAGGACCGGGGAACGCCAGAACCUGGCCCCCAACGACCCGCGGGUGCAGAGGGCCGCGCAGGCGGCUGUGGCCAGCUACAACAUGGGCAGCAACAGCCUCUACUACUUCCGAGACACCAACGUCAUCAAGGCAGAGAGUCAGCUGGUGGCUGGCAUCAAGUACUAUCUGACAGUCGACAUGGAGAGCACAGAGUGCAGAAAGACUAGGGUCUCUGGAGAUCACAUGGACCUCACCACCUGUCCUCUGGCCACCGGAGUGCAGCAGGAGAAGCUGCGCUGCAACUUUGAGAUCCUUGACGUUCCCUGGAAGAACACCACUCAGCUUCUAAAGCACGACUGUGUGCAGGUGUGAUAGGCCUCAGGCUGACACUGGCAGGAUCCAGUGGGAGUGGGCACCAUGGUGGAGGGCACCUCAGGGCCCUGGUUCACAUCUGCUGCAAUAAAUCUCCAGGACAGCUUCUUGCA